Molecule: messenger RNA, 1626 nt
Organism: Tetrahymena thermophila SB210
Lineage: Eukaryota; Ciliophora; Oligohymenophorea; Hymenostomatida; Tetrahymenidae
Exons: 1
Source: RefSeq, a predicted model, not a curated record
AAAGUUUCUGUAUUUAAAAUUAUAGUUUAUUAAGAUAUUUUUAACAGAAUUUAUACACAAUUUUUAGUUAUUUAAAUAGAGUUUGCCAGGUAGACAAUUAUUAGGUAAAGCAAAAUGUCUACUCUCUUUUCUGGGUUUGCAACAAGAUAAUAAUAGCAACUUUAUGAAAAUUUAAUUGAAUAGCUUAUUAGUGUUUUAAGUAAAAGAGUAAUUAAGAUAUAUGACGGGCAAAGCUGUAAUGAAUAAAUCUUCAAAUCAGUUUUGCUUAAAAUUAUGGUCAAUUUAAAUAUUUUAGAAGAAAGAAAAUAUGCUGCACCAAAAUUAUCUCAAUAAGUAUAAGACUUAAUGGGAAUUUUAUAAUUAGACUAUCUAAGUUUAUAAUCACAGCAAUAAAAUGGAGUUAUCAAGCCAAAGAAAAAAGAAUAUUAUUUAAUAAAUUAGUCUGAUUUAGUAACAAAAAAACCAAAUUAGUUAAUCAACAAGUAAAGAUCAAUAACUCCAUCAAACGGAAGUAAUCCAGUGAAAACUAAAUAAGGAUUUAUGUAUCAAGUUAGUAAUCAUCCUAGUCGCGUUAAUUCUUCAAGUGCAAAUAACAGGAAUUAUCAAAAUCCUUUAGUUGAUGGCUAAGUGAUUCUUCCACCAUAAACUGCUAUUGGAGGAGAUAAAAAUGGUUUUAGAGUCAAAUUGUAUAAUAAAUAAGAUGAUAAUUUAUAUGGACCUAAUAUAGAAAUAAAAUAAGGCAGUAACUUUGAAGAAUCAUCAGGUAAAAAUACUAUUUAAAGUUUUGAUGCGAGUAAAGAAAUUGGGAAUAAUAACUUAAAAGAAAAUUCAUAAUAUCUUGGUUGUUAUGAAAGUGUUAAUGUAAGAAAAAAUGUUAAUAAUAAUUCUUCUUCUAAUCAAAAAGAAUAGUAAUAAGAUAGAAUUAGUGCAAAGUAAUAUUUAUCGUAUAAUCCAGAAGCAUAAACACUUUAUUCUCAAAGAAACAAUGAUCAAAAUACUCUUUCACCAUCCACUCCAGUUUAAAAAAAUCAAUUUUAAAACUAAUAUUAAGCCUUGUUUGAUAAAAUUGCUGACCAAGAUCCAUAAUUAGCUAACAAAUUUGAUAGUGGAUAUACUUCAAUCAGUGCUAGCAAAGGAUAUGUUGCAAAUCAAGAUUUAGACUGCCCUUAACCCAGUUAUAAUUUCCCUUCAGAACAAAAAAGUGUUUACAAUAAUAACAAUAAUAAUAGUAAUUUUAAUAACAGUGUUAAUCACAACAAGAGCACUUUAAAUGAGGAAGAAGUUUAGAUGACAAUGAUAGAUUAAGACAUAAUUAAAAAAAUAAUAAAUAUAGCUCCAUAAAUUAGCAAACUGAGCAAGCAAGAGAGAAGCAUAGAUAAACAAUUUAGAAAGCUUAGAAAGAAAUCAUAACCUUAAAACCAUAGCUUAAAUAAUAGUACUUUUGAAAUUAAAAAUGAUUUUGAAUUUGACUCUGAAAAAUUUGAAUAAGAAUUUUAUUAUGGAAAUUUUUUGAAUUCCACUAAUUCUAGUGGCUCAUAAAAGAUGGCUGAUACAGCAAGAUCAAAUAGAAAAAACGGGUUUUUCAGUGCUCAAAGAAGUAACUUCAAACAACCUUAAAAUAUUUGA